UACUAUAGUAUGAAUAGUCACUUGUUUCUUCGGCGCGAUGGGAAUUAAAUGAAUUGGGGUUACAUGUAUUGUGAUUUUUUUUGAAUUGUGUAUAUAUUUGAUUGUUCAUCGACAUGGCAGAAGAUUCUUUCAAACUUGAUUUGAAGCAGGUGAAACUUGACUUGCAGAAGGCAGUUGUAGAAUGUUCGCUGAGAGGAUUAAUGCACAGCACCAAGUGGCUGGCAGAGCUUAAUUAUGCAUUGAUAGAUGUAAACGUAGACUUGCAGGAAUCUGUAUCGUUCAAAGAGCAACCGGUCUCCAGUGAGGGGGAUAUUUAUAUGCUGGCUAAGAGUUACUUUGAUUUAAAAGAGUAUGACAGAUGUGCGUAUUUCUCAAAUUGGUGCCAAGAUCCAAAAACAAGGUUUUUGCACCUAUACUCUCGCUAUCUGGCAGGAGAAAAGAAGAAACUUGAUGAUAUGAAAGACAGUUUCACUGUUGAUCCCAGCCAGAAUCAAAAUCUUCUUGAACUCGCUGCAGAUCUGAAGAAGGAUUAUCUGAAUAGAACCUUAGACGGUUAUGGAUUGUACCUGUAUGGAAUAGUUCUGAAGCGCCUAGAACUGCUGAAAGAGGCGCUAGACAUACUAGUUGAAGCAAUUCAUAAGGAGCCCUUACACUGGGGAGCAUGGUUGGAACUUUCAUCAUUAAUCACCGAUAGGAACAAGUUGGACUCCCUUGUGCUACCAAGCCACUGGAUCAAACAUUUUUUUCUUGGACACACCUACUUAGAUCAACAGCUUAAUGAUGAAGCACUUAAGAUCUAUAGUGUUCUGCGAACUAAUGGAUUUGAGAACUGCAAUUACAUCUUAGCACAGACAGCAAUUGCACAUCAUAAUAGGAGAGAUGUGGAUAUGGCAAUAAACACUUUUCGUCGUGUGCAGAAGGCAGAUCCACACCGCUUAGACAAUUUGGACACAUAUUCAAAUUUGCUGUAUGUUAAGGAAUUGAAAGUAGAAUUGGCUCACUUGGCACACCACGCUUGUGAAAUUGAUAAAUACAGAGUGGAAACCUGCUGUGUCAUAGGAAAUUAUUACAGUUUGAGGUCCGAACACCAAAAAGCAGUACUGUACUUCCAGAGGGCCUUAAAACUUAAUCCACAGUACCUGGCAGCAUGGACCUUAAUGGGUCACGAGUUCAUGGAAAUGAAAAAUACUAAUGCUGCAAUACAGUGCUACAGACAAGCUAUAGAAGUUAACAGAAGAGAUUACCGAGCAUGGUACGGUCUUGGUCAAACAUACGAAAUCCUGAAGAUGGCAUAUUACUGCAUUUAUUAUUACAAACGGGCACAACAACUCAGGCCAAAUGACAGCCGUAUGAUGACUGCACUCGGAGAAACUUAUGAAAAACUGGAGAAACACAAGGACGCUGUGAAAUGCUACUAUAGAGCACAUAGUGUUGGAGACAGUGAAGGAACAGCUCUUCUGAGAGUGGCCAAGUUAUUUGAAAAGCUCAAUGAAAGUGAACAUGCUGCAAAUGCUUACACACAGUUUGUAAAAGAGACUGAUAAUCGCCAAAUUGCUGACAAGAGUGAAUUGUUUCAGGCAUACAAAUAUUUAGCAAACUUUCAUAUAAAGCAUAAUAAAUUGGAUGAUGCCUAUCGAUUUGCGCAGAAGUGUUUGGACUAUGAAGAAACAAAAGAGGAAGGGAAGGCUUUGUUAAGGACAAUAGCACAGAAAAGAAACCAGGAAGAAUCUGAUAUAAGUAUGGAGGAAAGUUCACUAAGUGGAAGCAGGCCAAGACCAAGACUCAGUGAUGGAAGUUCUCUACAACCAUCGCCCAUGAACCUUAGUUUCAAUUAGUAUUCAUGAUGGAUAGACUUGAUAUUAAUGAGAAAGUUCUUACAUUGAGAGAUACUGAAUGGCAGUAUCGGGGCGAAGGCAAUGCCAAUCUAGUGCUGUCACUGCCUCAGCAACGAUGUGUGUUGAGAUUACGCAAGCACGAUUCUGAUCAUUAUGUCA
Schistocerca americana (American grasshopper) is the source of this 1994-nucleotide messenger RNA. RefSeq names its product cell division cycle protein 23 homolog (gene Cdc23). Bases 114 to 1835 code for a protein of 573 amino acids. The record is from RefSeq and is a predicted model, not a curated record. Gene Ontology annotation, cellular component: anaphase-promoting complex. Gene Ontology annotation, molecular function: protein binding. NCBI's taxonomy places the organism in Eukaryota, Metazoa, Arthropoda, Insecta, Orthoptera, Acrididae. Gene Ontology annotation, biological process: cell division. The transcript has 11 exons.